CGGGAGCGCGGCAUUGGAAAGAGAGGUGCCGUGCCCGCGCUUUACGUGUCUGGUUCGUGUACUGACAGCCAGCUGUGCGAUUAGAACGACAACAAUCUCCGGGAUUUGAUAAAUCCAGCCGUCAAACUCGACCCGUAUUGUUUGGGAAGAACACGUUUACUUGACAGUUAUUUUUUUAUCGUCUAAUUUAUCCAGCUAAACAGCAUUCCUCAAACAUGAAUCCGUCGUGUGGCAGAUGUGGCACAGUCGUGUACCCUACGGAAAAAGUGAAUUGUCUGGACAAGUACUGGCACAAAGGAUGCUUCAGCUGUGAGAUCUGCAAAAUGACUCUAAACAUGAAGAAUUACAAAGGCUUUGAGAAGAGACCAUACUGCAAUGCACACUACCCCAAGACAAACUUCACCUGCGUGGCCGACACUCCUGAGAACCUCCGCCUCAAACAGCAGAGCAAGAUGCAGAGCCAGGUGCAGUACAAGGAGGAGUUUGAGAAGAACAAAGGGAAAGGUUUCAGUGCUGUGGCCGACACGCCGGAGAUGCAGAGAAUCAAGAAAACCCAGGACCAUAUCAGCAACAUUAAGUACCAUGAGGAGUUUGAGAAGAACAGGAUGGGAGGAGAAAUCCCAUCUCCCCAGCCCAACAGCCCCAAUCCAGUGUUCCAGCAGCAGCUGCCCCACCAGCCCCCUGCUGCGUCUAAGAACUACAACUAUGAGCCGGCUGCUGCUCCUGGACCUGUCCGCCAGGCGGCUGCCGCCCCCCCUCCCAGCUCCGGGAAGCGGUACCAGGCAGUGUAUGACUAUGCUGCAGCCGAUGAGGACGAGGUGGGCUUCCUGGAGGGAGACGUGAUCGUAGACGCGCAGGUGAUCGACGAGGGCUGGAUGUAUGGCCGUGUGGAGCGCACUGGCCAGCAGGGCAUGCUACCUGCUAACUAUGUAGAGGCCAUCUGAUCUGAGAGAGAGAGAAGUGGGAGUGGGGGGGAGAGAAGCAAGUGAAAAGCCCAGUGCCAUCAUCUUAAUGCCGCUUUCUAUUUCUUUCACCCGUUCUCUG
Messenger RNA from Salvelinus sp. IW2-2015, 1044 nucleotides. Its product is annotated as LIM and SH3 domain protein 1. Gene Ontology annotation, molecular function: actin filament binding. The record is from RefSeq and is a predicted model, not a curated record. Lineage: Eukaryota; Metazoa; Chordata; Actinopteri; Salmoniformes; Salmonidae. Gene Ontology annotation, cellular component: focal adhesion.